This is a messenger RNA of Bipolaris victoriae FI3, 2004 nucleotides long. RefSeq lists its product as hypothetical. Gene Ontology annotation, molecular function: mitochondrial transcription factor activity. Lineage: Eukaryota; Fungi; Ascomycota; Dothideomycetes; Pleosporales; Pleosporaceae. The coding region runs from base 1 to 2004 and encodes 667 amino acids. The record is from RefSeq and is a predicted model, not a curated record. Gene Ontology annotation, biological process: transcription initiation at mitochondrial promoter. Gene Ontology annotation, cellular component: mitochondrial matrix; mitochondrial DNA-directed RNA polymerase complex. The transcript has 2 exons.
AUGAUUCGCAUACGCCCGACGAUAUCGCGCAACAUAUGGCGAUCACAUAUAUCUCUUCUGCCACAGGGCCAGACGCGCUUUGUUACCGCCAAAAAUGUUGGCAAGCGUGGGCGCCCAAAGGGUGUGCAGAGUUACUGGUCCGAAGAGAAGCUGGCGACAGAUGAGAAGUAUCCCUUGAGCCACACCAUGAAGGAAUUGAUACACCCAUCCCUCGAACCCAAAGUCAAGAGAAAGAGAGGCGCAAACACAGGUCCCUCGGCCAAGUCUGGCGGCGUUCACGUCAGAGCACAAAUUGUAAGUCCUGAUCUGUGUGAUGAUGUGAUCAACUACGCUGGCCCCACCUUGGAAAAGCACAAGGGCUGUGACAUCCUCGACAUCAAUCCUGGCGCUGGGCUCUGGUCACAGAAGCUUCACGACUACCUUCAGCCACGAAGCCAUGUGCUGCUCGAGCCCCGCUUCGAUAGAUUCAAGGACUUCCUCGAACCUUUGCUUAGCGCGCCCGACUCCAAGUACUCGCUCAUAGAGAAAGAUCCGACUGAUCUCAACACAUACACCGACAUGGUCGCCGAGGGGGUCUUUCCUCAACAGACGAUACGAGAUUCACGCGAUCCAAAGGCUCAAGAACCGAACAACACACUACUGGUGACAGGGUCUCUGGUUUGGGACCCUCCCAUGACCGGUCUUGGGUUUGACUCGAUGGCCAAGCAAGUUCAUUACCACCUCAGUGCUGCUGCUCGGAGCAACGAGCUGUUCCAUGCCUACGGUCUUGUUCGCACACUUUUCUGGGUGCAACAAGAGGAUUUUGGUACUUCAAUGGCUGAUUCUAUCAGCACGAUGUACAAAACGAAUCGAUUCAUGGAGAUGUCUCACAACAUCCAAGUAUUUGUGAACGGGACCCAAACUCCGCGCAGAUUGGGCAAAGGAUCUUCAGGACGUGAACCUCAAUAUGCCAUUGAGAGCACUAUUCGUGCUCUGAGAAGAGGUAAAGAACUAGGCAUGGAGCUUCCACCGCAUCGGCGCGAUCUUAUCCAUGAGUUUGCUGCCGAUAUUGAGCGCAUCUCGAAUGGCACAGGCAUGAUUAAAAGUGGCGAGAUACAAGAGUAUCUCCAUGAGCAACAACUAGCGGGAAAGUCGACCACCGGUCUACUGAGUGAAGGACUUAUUGAACACUAUGAAACCGAAAAAUUCAUACGACAGCAAUAUCCUAAUAUCGAAAUUUCCAAAGGAAAAGAUUCCAGGAUGCGCAAGAACAUGGUGCCUGAAGACCAUCCUGCCAAGGAUCGAAUUCGUAAAUAUCUUGCAGAUUGUGCACAGGUCAAUUUCACCCAAAGGCUUAAAUCACAAAUUGAAGCGAUAGCCGAUAUUGGUGAGGCCAUAUAUGAACUCGAAGGCAAGAUUCUCCGCAUGAAGGAUGAGCCCCAAAAAGACGCGGAAAUGGCAAAGUUGGAAGAGCUAAACGCCAGCUGGGAGGAGGCGAACAAAAAAAUGCCGCUCAACUAUGCUCGCGCUCCAGCUACCGAGCUCGACGACCGCCUGGCUCUACGGGCACCCCCUGCGCCUCGUGUUCAGUGGGAUUCUCGUCCCUUCGAACCACUCACCAUGUAUAACAACGAAGCUUGGCCCACAAAUCGUCUCUCUCUCAUCUCCACCGAGCCUAUUCCACAGCCCACCGCAGAAUAUCACGAUUAUUACGAUUGGCUGCAUGACUUUAUACACGGGCUCUACGCUAAUCCCUCGGACACCAUUCCCGAAGCCCUCGAUAAGAUGCAGCACGGACUUCGCGAUAUCAUGGAAAAUUGCCCGACCUUAAGGGACCCAGACAAGGGCGGGAGGCUGCAAAUGGAUCACUUUAGAGUCAGGUUGCUCACGCCGGAGAUGAUUACAGAAAUGUUGGAUGCGUAUAUGAAUUGGCCAUUCAAGGCGCCGGGAAGCGACCACAGCAAGUUCUUUCGGCACCGGAGUUCGGCACAUCAUUUCACUUCUAAACAGACUAUGUUGGCCUGA